This is a messenger RNA of Exophiala aquamarina CBS 119918, 1143 nucleotides long. RefSeq lists its product as uncharacterized. Bases 1 to 1143 code for a protein of 380 amino acids. The transcript has 4 exons. The record is from RefSeq and is a predicted model, not a curated record. Lineage: Eukaryota; Fungi; Ascomycota; Eurotiomycetes; Chaetothyriales; Herpotrichiellaceae.
AUGUCGAACCAGUCCCCAAACCCAGGCUUCGUGCCAGAAUCAUGGAGUUUAUAUGGUGUUGGAGCACUCUUCAUCGUUUUGCGAUUAUAUUCCAAAGUGCGACGAGUUGGCAUUCGAAACCUCCAACUCGACGACGGCUUCAUCGCAUUUGGUUUGUUCGCGUAUACGAUGUUAUGCGUCUCAUUCAAUGAAAUGGCAACUGGUGCAGGGUCCAACUUGAUGACACCAGAGGAAGAGGCUGCCCUGACACCUGCCAUCACUGCUCAGCGUGUGAAUGGAAGCAAAUGGGUGUUCGUGUCUGAGCAUGCUAUGCUACUCACCAUUUGGAGUAUGAAGGCUGCUAUGCUCAUACUCUACACCAGAGUCACUGAUGGCCUGCGGGCGCGGAAACUGCUUAAUGGUGUGAUGGUGUGGGUUGUAUUAGCAUUCAUUGGCGACGAACUGGCUUUGUUUCUCAUCUGUCGGCCUCUUUCUCAGUACUGGGCUGUCCCACCCGUCAAUCCACAAUGUUCAACCUACGAGUAUUACCAGAUUGUCAAUGCGGUGUUCAACAUAUCCACGGAUAUCUUGAUCCUCGCCAUCGGCAUACCGCCGGUGCUCAACGCCCUACUGUCUCUUCAGCAAAAAGCAAUCCUUGGUGUCAUCUUCGGCAUGGGAACAUUCGUCAUCAUUGCUGCGAUCCUUCGUGCGAUUUAUUGUCUUGUCCCAUCCCUCAUUUCAUACGUCUACAUGAAUUGGUAUUUCCGUGAGGCGUCGGUUGCCGUCUACGUUACAACUCUGCCUGGAAUAUGGGUUUUUCUGCGCGAGAUCUUCCCGAUUCUAUCGAAGAUUGGCACCAGCAGAAAGGGCACGAAGCCAACAUCACAGGGAAACACAAAUAACUGGGGUAAUCACUCCAGCAAACCCACGCGCAACAACAACAUGGACUUUUCCAAAGAAUAUGACCUUGAUCUCGACACAUAUCCCAUCAGCAAGUCGAUGGUGACCACUUCAUUGCAAGAACUCGAGCGGGGAGGAUCACAGAUGGAUGGAGUGCAUGGAGAUGGGUCUUCCACCAGCUCUGCCAGAUACGAUCGAGCUGUCAACGAGAUCAGACGAGACGUGACCUUUACCGUCGAGCACAUGACGGUCGAAAAGCGCUAA